AUGUCACUGAGUAGUACUAAUUUAAGAGUACAGAAUGGUCGUUAUUCUUUAAAGGAAAAAACGGCUAUUAUUAGUGAUAAAAAUGAUUUGUCUAUGAACGAUAUGUUAGUAACAAAAGAACUUCAUCUAUUAUCAGUACACCAUCGUCGUGGUCAAAAUAAAGUUAUAUUUGAAGCCAUUAUUCCAUUAAUAUUAUGUUCAUUUUGUCCAUUUUUUGUACGAAGUGUAGUUUAUAUUUGUACACAUGCCAAUGGCUCAUUAUUGGACUUUUUUAAACAAAUAUCUACUCAGAUGACGUUAAAACAAGUGUUAGAGCACUUUUUUUAUUUACAAUGGCAUUGGCCAAGUGCAAUAAUUUUUUUCUUAUUCAUCUCUUAUUCAAUCUUAAUGACUCUUCUGCUACCAGGUGAAAAGUAUCAUGGUCCAGUUACAGAUUAUGGUCAUGUACCUGAAUAUAAAGAUAAUGGUUUCAGUUAUUAUUUAAUUUCAUUGGGAUUAUUUGUAAUAUUAACCGCUGGCUUAAAAGUAUUUGGUUUAACACCAACGUAUAUCUAUGAUAAUUUUGAACAAUUUUUAUCAACAUUAAACACAUUUGCAUUUAUAUUCUGUCUUUUUCUUAUGUUAAAAGGUAAAUAUUUUCCAUCAACGCGUGAAUAUCGUUCAUCUCCCAAUUGGAUUAUUGAUUUUUAUCGUGGUGUUGAAUUGUAUCCAAGAAUAUUUGGAGUCGAUAUUAAAUUAAUUACAAAUUGUCGAUUUGGUAUGUUAGCAUGGGCACUUUUGUCAGCAAUAUUUUGUAUGAAAGCCUUCGAGCUGUACGGAUAUGCGGAUAGUUCACUGGUGACAUGUAUAUUGACAGUGGUUUAUUUAACAAAAUUCUUUUGGUGGGAAUCGGGUUACAUGAAAACAAUGGAUAUUAUUGUGGAUCGUGCCGGUUUUUAUCUAUGUUGGGGUUGUCUUGUAUGGGUACCAGCUUUGUACACUCUACCAUCUUACUUUUUGGUGUCUCAUCGUCAACAACUCGGUCCAACUUUAACUUUUCUUGUGUUAUUGCUUGGAUUUCUUUCAAUUUACAUCAACUAUGAUGCUGAUCGACAAAAAUUACACGUUCGUAGAACAAAUGGUAACUGUUUUAUAUGGGGCAGUCAGCCACAACUCAUACGUGCCAAAUACCGUUUACUAAAUGGUAAUGAAUCAGAAAGUCUUUUGUUGGCAAAUGGUUAUUGGGGCAUUUCUCGACAUUUCCAUUACAUACCUGAAUUAGUGUUGGCAUUUUUAUGGUCAUGUCCUAAUGGUUUUCACUAUGUCCUUCCGUAUUUAUAUGUAAUUAUUUUGUUUAUAUUAUUGAUGCAUCGAGCACAUCGUGAUGAUCAAAAAUGUAAACUUAAAUAUGGACAAUACUGGCUAGAUUAUUGUGAGAAAGUCAAGUUUAGAGUGUGGCCAGGGAUCUAUUAA
This is a messenger RNA of Didymodactylos carnosus, 1452 nucleotides long. The record is from the annotation of a GenBank genome assembly. Lineage: Eukaryota; Metazoa; Rotifera; Eurotatoria; Philodinida; Philodinidae.